Molecule: messenger RNA, 7083 nt
Organism: Tachysurus fulvidraco (yellow catfish)
Lineage: Eukaryota; Metazoa; Chordata; Actinopteri; Siluriformes; Bagridae
Gene: gfra4a
Product: GDNF family receptor alpha 4a
Exons: 8
Coding region: 133-1749 (538 amino acids)
Biological process (GO): nervous system development
Cellular component (GO): external side of plasma membrane; signaling receptor complex
Molecular function (GO): signaling receptor activity
Source: RefSeq, a predicted model, not a curated record
CAUGCACGCACGCCACAACGCCACAAUCUCACUUCAGGAUACAACCGACAGACUCCGCACUCUGCGCAUCUUGACCUAAUAGCUGUGUGUGUUUGUGUGUGUGUUUGUGUGUGUGCGUGCGUGCGUGCGUGUAUGUUUGGAAAGCAGACUGAUUCCGAUUUUGUGAAAUCUUGUGAAAGUCGGUGGGGCUGCACCGCUCCACAUUUUUGCGCAACUAUUUUCAUUUAUCCCUCGUCACAGAUAUUAGCUGAAGAAAACCAUGAUCCGAGAUUGUUUCUGCAUUCGGCGCGCGCUUUGGAUCGCUGCUCGUUCCGGACUGUUAAAGCGGUGCUGAAAACCGCUGCGCUCUGUUUGUAUAACUUUGAUCGCGGUGGUUACAGGCGAUCACUGAAGUCUAAAACUCUCUCCUCUGUCGGACUCAUGGCUCUGUGGAGAAUGGAACUGAUCAGACUCUAUUUGCUCCAGCUGGCUGUAAUAGGAGUGCCCUGGCUGGUGUCAGCGGGGCAGUGGGACUGUCUGACUGCAGGCGAUUCAUGCUCCAGUGAUGAGGCUUGCAGUCCACGACUACGAACCCUGCGUCAGUGUGUGGCAGGUGGAGGGAGUGUGAAGCUGGGCCCAGGGGCUCGAAAUCACUGCGAGAAUGCGGUGACUGCUCUGCUAGCCAGUCCCCUCCACCGCUGCCAGUGUAAACGUGGAAUGAAAAGAGAGAAGAACUGCCUCAGCAUCUACUGGAGCCUCAAGCAGUCUGUAAUACACGGACUGAAUCUUGUAGAGAGUUACCCAUAUGAGCCUGUGGAAAGAGGGUUUGAUUAUGUUCGACUGGCUUCCAUUGCUGCAGAGUCUGAGGCAGGUAUGGCGACGGUGAAUCAUUGUCUGGAUGCAGCUAAAGCCUGCAAUGUGGAUGACACAUGCCAGAAGCUGCGCACAGAGUAUGUGUCGGCCUGCAUCGCCCCAUCAGUGAGAGCGGGGGCUUGUAAUCGCAUGCGCUGCAACAAAGCCCUGCGAAAGUUCUUUGACCGUGUGCCACCUGACUACACACACGAGCUGCUGUUCUGCCCGUGCUCAGACACAGCAUGCUCUGAGCGCCGCCGCCAGACCAUCGUCCCUGCGUGCUCAUACGAGGAAAGAGAAAAACCCAACUGCCUGACUCAGCUCAGCAGCUGUGAGGAUGACCUUGUGUGCAAAUCUCGUUGGGCCCAGUUCAAGCAUGACUGCCAGCCCUCAGAGCUCACUGCCAGCGGCUGCCAGCAAGAGAACUAUGGGGCCUGCCUCGUUGCCUACACUGGUCUGAUAGGAACCACUAUCACCCCAAACUAUCUGGAUAACUCCACAUCUAAUGUGGGGCCGUGGUGCUCGUGUGCAGCCAGUGGGAAUCACAGGGAGCAGUGCUAUGACUUCUUGAUCCAUUUCCAUGACAACAUCUGUCUCAAAAAUGCUAUCCUCGCCUUUGGCAAUGACACUGACUCCAAAACUGCAGCUAACCAGCCAGGAUCAGCUAGUCCAAGGACCAACACUCCCAAUCAACACCUAGCUACCAGUACCAUAACCACCACCAUCAUCUCAAUUAACGCGGAGAGCCAGCAGAAUAUUUUUCAUCCACAAAUCCCCACCCAGAUGAACGAGAGAGACAGACUUCUGAGUGACUCUACCCUCCCAUUACCUGAUCUGUACGACAGCAGCCCUGGAUGCACUGACCUGGCCAUGACAGCUUUUCUCCCCACCAUCCUGUUGCUGGCUUUUCAUUUCUAGAAUCAAGCCAGCCAAUCACAGCUCAGCAGCAUGGAGUUGGGUAGGGACAGUGUGUGAUGGCUUUUCAUCAAACCCCUCUGGUGAGAAAAUAGACAAAUGAAUAUAAGAGCACAAAAAGAGAGAACUAUCCAAAAAAGACUACGACCCAAGUUUCCAGCCCACAAUGUGAAGUAGUGGUUUAUUUUCUGAGCACAGUUCUAUGACUGAUACCCGAGACUGAACUGCAGUGAAGAGUGUGUAUAUGUGUUAUGUAUGUGUGUAUAUCUAUGUAUAAAACUUUCUAUGAAGGCCUGUGUUUAAAAAAAAACAAAAACAAAAAAAAAAUGAAAUAACUUUGUGGCUUAUCAUGUAGUCCUUAAUCAUUAUUAUUUCAAUACCUAUUUUUUUUAAAUACAGUGAUUUUGGUACAUCAGUAUUGAUGAAUCGGGUCCGUUCUGCAGCAUGCAUGAGGGACAACACAUAGUGAUGAUUGUCAUUCAGGAGCUGUAAUCAUUCACUGUGUGUUUAUGGUGAUGAUGACUCUUCACAGAAAGAUCGCAGGGAUGUUUAAAUAAUAUGACGUGCUUUAUUUUUGUAAUGUGUUGAAAAUGUUCAUAUAUCAUUAGUGAUAUCCUCUUGUUACAGUCAUGAUUUUUGUCUUCGGUGAUGUCUGCAAACACACCAUUGCUUUAACCUCAGACUUAAUGAACUGCCAUGUGUUUGAUCUAUUAUGCGAAUUAUGAGUGGAAAAUCACUUUUUUGUUUUUCAUCGAAUGCUCUAUAGCCCACACAUCCUGGGAUACAACACAAAAGUUUACACCGAACUGCUAGUUUAGUUUAUAAACCUAUUUCCCACCUUCACACACACAAAACCUUCUGCUAAGCUAUAUGUCAUGUUCCCGGCUACCAAACAGCAACAUUUACUGUUCUGUUAAACAGUGCAUACAUUAAAUGUGUGACCAGGGUGGCUACUGCGGCAUGAUUGGUGUUGCUAGACAUGAUAGAUACUCAUCUCACAAAUGGAUCUAGUCCUGGGUUUGUCAACACUGGUUUAUCGAGAAUUGUGUGAAAUGCAAAACAACUAUGAGUGAUUAGAUCUACCCAGUGUGUUCAUCCACGGGAUCUCUACGGAGAUUUCUGAGAAUCUUUCAAGCAAACAGACAAGCCACAGCAACAAAUCCUCCACUUACCAGCUACAACUGUCAAAGACCAACAGCAAAGGCAAAGAUGGCACAUCACGAGUCAAAAUUGGAACUCUGAGGACUGGAAUUUUUUUUCUUGUCAAAUAAAGCCAGGUUAUUUUCGCAUCAUGAUGCACUGUCGGAGGAUCAGAUUGAGAAUAACAUGAUUCUACAGAUGCUUUCAGUCUCAUAACCUAUCAUAUAACACAGCUCAUGUUGUUGCUGAAUGGCUCCAGGAAAAUGAGAGCAAAUUUUUAUUGCUUCAGUGGCCUACACAAUCCCCAGUCCUCAACAGCAAGACUGAGGCGCCACACGCUACUAGGUACUUAAUGAUCAGGCAACACAGUGGCAUUGAGAAAGCCUUUUAAACAUGAUUGUUUUUAAAGAAGGUCCACAAGAAUUAGUCACACAAAUAAUUUCUAUUACAUGACAGCAUCACUUCUCUCAGCUUUUGGAUGUCAUUAUCCACUUUCACACACUGGCAAAACACAAGCACUUAAAACACUUACACUUGGCUGCAUGGACUCCGGACGUCAGUGCCUGUGGAUGUGGAAAUCUAAAGACCAUCAGCAGCCAAUGGAAAAUGAAGCACAGCUCAACAAAGUGAAAGCUAAUGUGUAUUUGAUAUGCAGGAGCCAUAUUUCUUUUCAUUUUUUGCUUACUGCAAAAUGUAUUGACCAAUCAUCUUCUUGGGACACAAAGGAUAUGGUGUUGGCAAGUGGCAGGGUUUGUUUAAUAUAAUUGUAAUUUCUUGAAAAAUAAAGCUGCCAUAUGAAGAUGUACAAACUGCAUCAAGCGUGUUUUCAAAGUUACAUUUUAGACUUCAGCAUACAAUGUGAGAAUGAUGAAAAAAGAAUAGAGGAAAAAGAGCUAACACCCAUUUUCUUGUUCUUGAUGUUGUUGCUGAAGUCUAACCUUUGCAUAGCCUUCUGUCUGUAGCUGGGCUGAAUGUGUCUCCAGGCUAUGGGUCAGCAAACACUGCUGUACUUUAGCUCUGGCCAGCAACAAACAACAGCUAAACAGUCAAAUAAAAAACAAGUACAGUACACGCUAUUGCAUCUAUUCCCUUAAUGCUUAUAUUGUGAAAUUGUUUAAAUGUAGUUCUUUCUGUCUUAUGUGGCCUGCAUGUCCAUAUUCCAAACCCUCAGUAGUUGAUAGCUACCUUCUGAAUGCAAGGCAGGAAACAUGACUAUCUUUGGAGGAAGCAUGAUGGAGCAUCAUUUGCACAAUUCGAAGAUUAAAGCUACUACUCUGCAUUAGCAGGAUAAGACUAAGAUGUAAUUUUGUCCAUAUUUCAAGGCAGCAUUUCAUAUAUACUUUUGGAUGAAGGUGGGUCCAUAAUUCUGUCCAGAAGUAACUCCAUGCAAAAUUUGAAAGAAAAAACAGACAGAGCAGCCUCUCUGAAUGAAGAAAGAAAAGCAGUCAGCUAAACUCCCACCUUUUAUAGCUGAAACCGACAGCAAGUGUGAAAUUUAAAACAACAAACAAAAAUACUGUAAAUGAAACAAGAAAUUAAUCAUUAACAAUAACUGCCCUACUUUUUGAAUUUCCAGUCCCUGAAUAGCAAGACGCCAAUCAGAAAUCUUUAGAUAUAUCAGCCAUGAUUACAUUUGUAAGCCUGCCAAAAUAAUACAUCAUUAGGUAGCUAUAUUAAAUAAAGCAUAAUGAGAUCGAUUUCUUUUAAACUUGAAAGCAUAGUGUCACCUCAAACAACGUAACAGUACAGAUGUUGGAAAUUCUGACCGAAUAUACUGUAUUAUUCAGUUGAACGUCGGUUUUCCAUAUUAACAGUAAUAUCACUCUGCUAGCUGCCACCUUACUGCCAAUGCUUUACAAUAUGGUUUCAUAAUUUUUGUGUAAGUACUCACACUUAACAUAUCAGUAAUUAAUCUUUUACCAUUUUACUAAUAACUAUACUGUAAAAAACUACUUGUUGAGUAAAGUGUAAUGAUAAAAAGUUAUUAAUAUUGAAUUUCUAUGCAGCCUGAAGUGAUUUUGAACCACUGUAUGGUAUCCAAUUAAGAUCGUCUGUUCAUCAUUAAGACUGUCUACUGUGUUGACAAAACUGUAACAACUUGUUACCCAAUUAAAUAAUAAAAGGUAAAGGAUUGAUUAUAUCAUUUUACAGUAAUAAAUGCUUCUAUAAUGACAGGGUAAGUGUACUGAUACAUGUAGAUAACACAGAGGUUCAACUCCUUAUGGCUAUUACGGUUUAACUAAUAAUAAAUUACAAUGCAGACCAAACCAUAGUGAGUUACUAUAAAAUAAUAAAAUCAGUGUUUUUACCUUUACUAUUAAAUCACUAGCAACUAAUAUCCAGAAUCAGAUAAGAAGUUGUUAAAGUUUUCUUAGCAUAGUAGUGAUGGACAGACAAUCUUAAUUAGAUACCAUUCAGUGGUUCAAAGUCGAUAACAAGACUUUUUGGCUUUGUCUGCAUGGACAUAUAAUAUUAGAAACUAACUCAUUACAAUUUAGUCACACUGCUGGUUUAUUACAGUGAUUAGUAUUUUUACAUUACAUUUCUGGCACUGGGCAGAUGCCCUUAUCCACAGGGCAUACACUUGACCUCAUUUUGUGUUGCUGAGGGUUAAAAGCCUUGCUCAAGGGCCCAGCAGUGGCAGCUUAGUGGACCUAGAGUUCAAACUUCCAACCUUCUUAGCUGUAGUCCAACAGCUCAACCACUAAGCUACACAUUUAUUAAAGUGCUACAGUGAUGACACUCAAUUACAUUCUGCCAAGUUAUUAUUUAAACAUUAAUUAAUUAAGAAACCAUAUUGCAAAAUUUGCCAUCUUUUCUUUUUUAUGAUUGAUUAUAGUGAAAGUCUAAACACUGAAAUAAAGUAAGCUGUGAUUUAAGAAUUCAAGAAUCAAAAAAAAUUCUUUCUAUUACUUUUUGUUAGUUAGGUACUAUACUUUAGUUUUGCCCUUCCUAUAUAACUUCCUAUAACAAAAGGUGUGAGAUUUUUAAAUCUGGGACAGUUUUGUUGGUAAAGGCCAUUAAAAUCGCACUUGGGAGAAGUUUUAGAUACUUGGUGGGAAAAGUGUGAAUAAAUGUAUGCACAGUAGCUUCCUAGCUGAAGUUAGUUCUUUAGCUAGAAGUCUACAUUGUUAAACUUAAAAAUCUGUCAGUGCCUGAAAACUAGUAGUCUGGAUUCCAUUAACAUGGCUAAUCCUAGAAGAACAAGUAUAGUGAGUAAAUAUUCCAUGCACAUGGAGUUUUGGAAUAAUUUAAAUGUUGCCUAUUAUGUACAUUUGCUGGUUGAGUAAUAAGGAAGCUGCUUAUAGACUAGAACACUAUGUUCAUCUUCAAUCCCAAAAUAGUCCAGGUUUUAGUCAGUUACACAAGAGUUUAUUUUUGAUUUUUGGACCAACUAUUCACAUUAAAUAAAAUAAAAACUGCCUGUGUGUAGUACAUGCCUUAGAGUUUGCCAAAAUGUUCUAAAGUUAAUUUUUUUUCUACACAAACUUGCUUAUUUGGGAAUAGAACAGGCUUCUUUCUAUUUCCUGCUGUCAACUGCAAUACAAUGUAACAUGAAAGCAGAAGACAACUGAAUAGCAAACGAAUAAAAAAAACAACAAUCUGAUGAUAUACGGUAUGAAUGAGAAUACAGCAAGCCUUGAAAUAAACAUCUAGUAAGAGUCAGCUAGUGGUGAUGUUUUGCAACAUGAAUAAUCUUUGAUGUAAUUAACACAUCAAUCAUCACAUCAAUUUAACAAUACAAUUUCCAUCCUCAUUAUUCCGCAGCAAAAUAGGACUUAUAUCCAGCACAUCGAAUUAGAAAAUUUUGCACAAUGAAUUAGAAGUUGAGAAGAAUGUAUGAUGUUUAGGCAUGGGAUAAAAUGCUGUAUGUACUGGAGAGAGUUGCAGCAAGUGAUGGACAGGAUGUGAAAUGUUAUAUAGUGCAUGGCGUCACAAAAUCAAAGCAUUUGUGUGAAUUAACUAGUAUGUACAUGAUUAUAUUUUAAUGUGCUAUUGUUAUUUGGUUAAUUUUAUUUUUAAUUAAAGUAUAAGCUGUCCAAGGACUCAUCUGCUAUGGUUGUUGUGCAUAAUAUUUUUCAUGGACUUCACAGACACAAUGCAAUUAAUUAAUUUCAGCAUUAUGGUUGAACAAUGAAUUGUUGUAAACUGAUACUGCUCCUUAUUACUUCUCAAAUAAAAUCAACAUAAGCUCAA